ACUGUCAGAAAUAUCAGCUGACAACUUGUUUUUAUUUUGUUUAUUUAUGUGUAUAUACAUAUAUAUAUUUAUACUGAUCCCGUUCGAUGUAUGUUGAAAUUGUUGUAUAAAUAAUUAGAGGAAUUAUUUUGAAAAUACAUUACAAACUAUCUAAAGGAAGUAAAUACUUAAAAUAACUAUCCGGCGCUCGAAAUCGAUAUCUGAUGUCGUCUCAUAGUGACAGUGAAUUAAAAGAGUAUCCUUACACAGAACUAACACAGACCCGUUUCGAUUUUAAGGCGAAAGCAAAACGUAAAUUUUCUGGUAAUUCUUCACUUAAAAGUUUUAAAAAAUACUAUGUAAAAAAAUCAAAAUCAUUGAGCAUUAAUCAGCGUCGAUUACUCACAGCUGCACAAACCAAUAAUACAGAAAUGGUUCAAAAGUUGUUAGAAUUAGACGUUGAUCCAAACACUGCUGACAUUCAAUGUCGAAGUGCACUUCAUUGGGCAGUAAGCAGAGACUAUAGUGACGUCGUCAGACUCCUGUUGGACCAUGGAGCUGACCCUAACCAACAGGACAUAGUUGGUAACACGCCAUUGCAUCUUGCAGCAUGUACAAGCAAUUUACGAAUUAUAACUACACUUCUAAACGCUGGAGCCAAUGUGAGAUCUUUAGAUAUGGAAGGUAGAAAUCCUCUUCAACUUGCAGAAAGUAAACUUCAAAUUUUAAGACACAGUUGGAGAUCAGGCACAAUAGAGAUGAUUCAACUGCGAACUCAGCUUCAACAGAUUAUCGACAUAAUGAUUUCGUUAUGGAAGCACAAAGAAGCCGUCAAAUGGGGCCAUCACAGAGAGAAUGUUGAUGAUUUAGAACUAAUGAAGCAUUCUAUCAAGUAUGGUGAAGAGGUUGACGACCAAAUGACAAAGUUGUUAACAGAGCUCCAGGAAUUUAAAAUAUAAUUUUAAUUUUAUACAUAUAUCAUUACUUGUAAUAAUUAUUAUUUAAGGAGUUAAAACCUUCUAAUGUGUAUCUUAUUAUAACAAAAGUAACACAUUACAUAAACUUGAAAUUUUAUUCUUUUCAAAAUAUCAGUAACAGUUUAAAGGCAAAUAACAAAACAGCCAACAUUUUAACAACAUAUUUCAUAUGUGAAAGUAGGUAGUCC
Molecule: messenger RNA, 1144 nt
Organism: Agrilus planipennis (emerald ash borer)
Lineage: Eukaryota; Metazoa; Arthropoda; Insecta; Coleoptera; Buprestidae
Product: ankyrin repeat domain-containing protein 54
Exons: 2
Coding region: 204-938 (244 amino acids)
Molecular function (GO): protein binding
Source: RefSeq, a predicted model, not a curated record